Molecule: messenger RNA, 2151 nt
Organism: Aspergillus mulundensis
Lineage: Eukaryota; Fungi; Ascomycota; Eurotiomycetes; Eurotiales; Aspergillaceae
Exons: 3
Coding region: 1-2151 (716 amino acids)
Biological process (GO): proteasome-mediated ubiquitin-dependent protein catabolic process
Cellular component (GO): nucleus
Molecular function (GO): protein binding; protein-macromolecule adaptor activity
Source: RefSeq, a predicted model, not a curated record
AUGACUCGCGGUCAUGAUAUGCCCGAGGUACCACGGUCUGAACCGAUCUUCUCGCCAACUCAAGAAAUCCCCUCCUCUCCGCCCUCAAUAGCGUCCGAUGCUGGCUUACGCCGCAAGCCGAAGAAGCCUCCUCCAGUCACGCCUCGUUCCUUUAGACGGUUCUUUACUCCUCGCUCGCUGCAGGAUAGCGGUCUUGGGAAUGCUGUUAGGACUAGUCGCCAGGCCCUAAUGGCCCUCAGCUCUCCGGCAGUCAACCGCCUAGGGCCUGCUUUCACGAGGACAUUGAAGGCUGCGAUGAGCAAACCGGAAACUAUAGAUCUUUUGCGAACACCGAGCAAGAAGCGGAAACUGUCGUUCUCAUCCAUUGGCUCUCCUCUUCAGUCGUCGCCAAUUCGCAAAGUUCGUGUACAGGGCUUAGUUGAGGAUGACGAAGGGGUCGAGGUCCCUGUGAAAGAAAUUGAUGUCGGCGCUGCACUUCGGACGAACCAAGACGGGCCCCCGCCGGCCGCCAAACCUCCGCUCAAGGUCUCUACCGUCGCUCCAGUUCGACGAUCCAAGGCUUUGCCGACCUCUGGGGCAUUGUUCAUGCGCAGUGUCAUGGGAACUCGAGCCAACCGAGUAACCAUGCGGGCAAAUUCCGGCGUUGGCUGGCAAGACUUGACGUCGACAUUCUAUUCGCGACCUGAUGAUAGUUAUGCUUGUACAAGCUCGUCAGGCGAUCGUCUCGCGCUCCCAUUUUGCACUGCAGCAUGCAACACCAAUACACUCGUUGCCGUUGGCGAUGAAGAGGGUGGUAUUCGCCUGCUUGAUUCAGCAAAAGACGAUAAAGUCGGGUUCUCGAAAGCAUAUCUUACAUUUCGCCCGCAUGCUAAUGCCAUCAUGGACCUGGAUUUCUCAUCCGAUGAUAUGCUGCUAGCAACGGCAUCGGGUGACCAGACCGCCAUUGUCAUCGACAUGGCCACUCAGAAGCCUGUGUAUUGCCUGUCUAACCACGUGUCUUCCCUGAAGCAGGUAAAGUUUCAGCCAGCCGCCAACAAUAAAGUUCUUGCCACGUGCAGCCGUGAUGGGAAUGUAAACAUUUGGGACCUGCGCUGCAAGGGCUUCGAGAAACCCGCUCUGCAGGUUCAGUGCUCUCUUGAAUCCGAAUCAGAAUUCGACCCUGCCAUAUCCUCUAAAAUGACCUACCCGCAAGUUCUGAAUACCGUGCACGGCGCCCAUGCGUGGAUGCCGCAAAUAACGACUCCCGAGAAGACUGAACCUCAGGUCGCCCGUUCUGAUAUCACGGUAACUUCACUUGCAUUCCUCCCGCCUGGCCGCGAAAACCUUUUCGUGACCGCAUCUGAAGCCAAUGCCUGCGUGCGGUUGUGGGAUUUACGUACGGCACAUAGCAAUCGCCGUGGCCGCCCUGCUCUUCCCCUUUCGACCACUCGAGAGCCAGAUAGCCAUAUCAAAUACCGUCGGUUUGGCGUUACCUCUAUGGCGCUGGGUGGCGACGGUUCACGACUAUACUCCCUAUGCCGGGACGGGACAGUAUACGCCUAUUCCACUUCCCACCUGGUCCUUGGCCAUGCUCCUGAGCUCUCCUUGAACAAUGACCGCCCACGACGUUCGGGUGGGUCUGACAAAGACGGCCUCGGACCUCUGUAUGGGUUCCGUCACCCGCGCUUACGGGUAGCUUCAUUCUACGUCAAAAUCGGCGUUCGCAAGGCUGCUGGUGACAAGCCCGAGAUGCUGGCGGUUGGCAGCGGCGAACCUUGUGCUGUAAUAUUUCCCACAGACGAAAACUUUCUCGACCCUUCGACCCAACGGCAGGCUGCUCAACCUGACCAAACCCCAACAACGCCGUCAUUCUCCACCCGUUCUGGUUUGCGCCGUACCAACUCAAGCAUAGGGCUGUCACAACGCCUGGAAGACACAAUCCCGAUUUACCCAACAGGAACACCUCUGAUUGAAGGCCACAAGAAAGAAGUCUCCGCAGUAUCAUGGACUGUUGAUGGCGAACUAAUCACAGUCAGCGACGAUUACAGCGCUAGAUGCUGGCGCGAGGGCUCUGAAGCAAGAGACCUGCGCGCAGGUGGAGAGACCGAAGGCCGUAGAUGGCGAUGCGGCUGGGCUGAUACGAAAGACUCUUAUGAAGACGAAGACGAAUGA